This is a messenger RNA of Lytechinus variegatus (green sea urchin), 1439 nucleotides long. Its product is annotated as E-selectin-like. Lineage: Eukaryota; Metazoa; Echinodermata; Echinoidea; Temnopleuroida; Toxopneustidae. The record is from RefSeq and is a predicted model, not a curated record. The coding region runs from base 15 to 758 and encodes 247 amino acids. The transcript has 8 exons.
CAGCCCGAUUCAACAUGACUUACGGCAGUGUGGAACCAUCUUCUUGCGAGUCUUCAGAUUCGGUUUCAUUUCAUUCCACCUGUACCUUUACAUGUGAAACUGGUUUCCGUCUCGACGGUCCUAUCACUGUGGAGUGUACUCCGAAUGGGCAUUGGGCGCCGAGUGGAAGUUCCGUCUGCGUUGAUGUACAACCUCCCACAUUCAACGUGGAAUGCCCUCAUCAAAUUGAGGUUGAUGCUCCUCUUAAGCGUACCACCGCAGAGGUAAACUUCGAAGAACCGAUUCCAAAAGACAACUCUGGAACUGUUACUCUGACGAGGUUGGGCCCUACCACAGGAAGUGAAUUCGCAGAAGGUAUGACAAAUAUAAGAUAUGAAGCAACUGACGGUUCUGCACUAACUUCAUUCUGCAACAUCAUCAUCAUAGUGAAUGUUCAUCGUUGCUCUGCCCUGCACCCGCCCCUCCACGGUUCCAUGAGUGGUUGCGAUGAUCCCUACAUCGGUAGUGAAUGUUCGUUUUCAUGUGAAAGAGGCUACGAUCUCGACGGAGCGUCAUCCAUACUGUGUGAGCUGUUAUCUGAUGGCAUCCCUGCAUGGAACAACGACACCCCGACCUGUCAAAUACAGACAUGUCCAUCCCUUCAAAUCCCGGCGUUCGCUUCUGUAUCUGCUGGCUGUGUUGGUUCACCUGUGGCAUUUGGGACCAACUGCGCAUUCUCCUGUGAACCAGGUUUCUACGGGGAGGAGAGAGCACAUUGAUCUGUUCGGAAGGAGGAGUAUGGCCUAGCACAGACUUUGUAUGUGAAAGAAAAUCGUGUGAGGUGCUGAUUGAACCUGCAUCAAUUACAAUUUUACCAGAGAUUUGUUUGUUAGAUCCGCGCUUCGGUGAUGUAUGUACCUUGGAAUGUGAGCAGUCAGGAUUUAAAAUAACCCCUCCACAUCUGAGGGAGCUUGCGUGUACCAGUGAUCAAAUUUGGUCCGGAAACACAGAAGAAGCACGCUGUGUGGAUAUGCAGGUCCCAGAAUUCGAGGACUGCCCUUCACAUAUGGUUGUUUUUGUAAACAGAAGUGAAGAUGCUGCUUAUGUCGACUUGUCAUUAGUCGCUAGAGACAAUGACCCCCAAUCAGGAGAACUAGUAGGAAGUUGUAACUACCAUUCUGGGAUCAUGAACGCAGGCGAAUAUGAUGUAUCCUGCAGUGCUGUGGAUGAAGCAGGCAACGAAGCUUUGUGCCAAUUCAUACUAGAAGUUGAAGCUAGGAAGUGCCAAACACUUAACCCUCCUGAGCACGGCUUUCUACUGGAGGAAUGUGAGAUAAUCCAUGGAUCUCAAUGCCUUGUAACAUGCUCUGAAGGCUAUAUUUUGGUGGGAUCUUCUGGUGGAACCUGUGAAUUCGAUGGCUCUGAUAACAUGUUCUGGCAUUUCGAGAAAGAACCUGUGU